AUGUCCAUCCCCCCCUCAAUAUCCACCAUCCUCAAAGCCGGCCCCAUCCACUUCGGGCCCUUCCUCGUCACAACCCAGGUCUUCCACCUAACGCCCCACACCUACGCCCUCGUAAACCUCAAACCCAUCCUCCCAGGCCACGUCCUGAUCUCCCCCCGCCGAGUCGUCCCCCGCGUCACAGACCUCACGCCCACCGAAACCUCGGAUUUGUUUCUGACUGUGCGGCGCGUCGCCCGCAUGAUCGAGCGGGUAUAUGGCGCCUCGAGCUUGAAUAUUGCCAUCCAGGAUGGGGCGGAUGCGGGACAGAGCGUGCCGCAUGUGCAUGCGCAUGUGAUUCCGAGAAAGAGGGGGGAUUUGGAUCAUAGGGGGGGGAUGGAUGCUGUUUAUGAGAUGUUGGAUGGGGAGGAGGGGGAUUUGAGGGAUGCUUUUCGGGAGGAAGGGGAGGGGGAGAGGAGGAGGUUUCCGAGAGUGGAUAAUGAGGAGAGGAAGCCGAGGGAUAUGAAGGAGAUGGAGGAGGAGGCGUGGAUGUUGGCGAGGGAGAUGGAGAGGGAGCCGGUCGAUUAG
Aspergillus sclerotioniger CBS 115572 is the source of this 564-nucleotide messenger RNA. RefSeq names its product HIT family protein. The transcript is spliced from 2 exons. Gene Ontology annotation, molecular function: catalytic activity. Lineage: Eukaryota; Fungi; Ascomycota; Eurotiomycetes; Eurotiales; Aspergillaceae. Bases 1 to 564 code for a protein of 187 amino acids. The record is from RefSeq and is a predicted model, not a curated record.